AUGGACGUAAAAUAUGAAAUUAAAACUUCGGAGAAACGGGGCAGGUACCUCGUCGCCGCUAAGGAUUUGAGAGCUGGUGAGAGGAUUCUGACUGAUCAACCGUUUGUGUUAGGGCCGAGUAGUGACACUUCUUUAUUAUGUUUCAAUUGUUAUCUGCCACUGAUCAACAAGUUCUUUGUAUGUAAAUUCUGCGCGGUCGCACCGAUAUGUCCUGGCGAUGGAUGCCCCGAGGGAAUCGCUAAGUGGCAUACAAAAAGUGAGUGUGAUUUCUACAGAGAAUUAAAAUUGAACGAUGGGUUGAACCCCAUGAGAAUGGUGCAAAAUGUCGGUUCGUUAUUGGCUUUGCGAGCGUUUCUGCAAAAACGGAGCAAUACGAAGGGUUGGGAGGAAUUCAUUAAACUAGAAACGCACUUGGAUCAGAGGAGGAAUAGCAGCGUGUGGGAAUAUUAUCAAAACACAGUUAAUUUUUUAGACUCCCUAAAACUUCUAGAAGGACCAGAAGAUAAGACCUUAGUUCAAAAAGUAUGUGCUGUGAUCGACGUAAAUAGCUUCGAAGUUCGUGGACCGCCAAUAUCCGGAUUAGGUUACGCGGAAACCCUUAGGGGAGUGUAUAUGCAAGCUGCGCUUCUAGAGCAUGACUGCAUAGGAAAUACGAUAAUAUCCAUCAACGAUAACAACGUGCUACUAUGUCAUGCCAGCACGGAUAUUAAGAAAGGAGAAAUGAUAUUUUAUAACUACACAGAUCCCUUAAAGGGAACAGCGUUAAGACAAGAACACUUAGUCCUGGGUAAAUAUUUCGAAUGCACAUGCAAACGGUGCACAGAUGUGACAGAGUUAGGCACUCACAUGAGUUCCGCUCUGUGCCCCGCAUGUAAAACUGGCUUCGUUACAAAGAGGCUGGAUAAAUGGGAAUGCCAUACUUGCAAGAAGGAAGCAGACGAUUCCGUUGUUGGAUUUAAAGUCAAAUGUUGCUCGGAUAAGCUAGAUGUUAUAAACAAAAAAGACGAAAAAGAACUCGAGGAGUACAUAAGAAAUGUGUCUCUAGUGCUAGCUCCCAAUCAUUACUUGCUUAUAGACGCGAAACAGCGUUUAGCGGGCGUUCUACGGGAUGCCAUAAGCAGAGAGCCACGACCUACGAAGAAAAUGAUGCGUCGUAAAGUAGAUCUUUGCCAAGAAUUGUUGCCAGUGCUUGAAGUUCUUAGUCCUGGUAUAAGUAGAACUAAAGCUAUAACAAUGUAUGAACUACAUUUGGGGAUAGUGCAAUUGGCAAAGAAAAUGUUUGACGCCAGAGAUAUUACAGCGCCAAAAUAUUUAGAUGAAUUACUUAGUGCUGAGAAAUACCUCAAAAGCUCAUUGGAAAUGUUACUGAUUGAGCCCGGAAAUUCCCCGGAAGUGAGCGUGCACUUUGAUUUUUGGAGUCCCGCCAUCGCAAUGGCUGAUCAAUCGUCAGUUUUGGCUCUGUUUAUUCUGGCGGUGGGGAUCACUGUUCACUUUUCAUUACAUAAAGUUGAAGAAGGACACCUUGCUGUUUAUUAUCGUGGAGGUGCAUUACUCCCCAUAACAAGUCAACCUGGAUUCCACAUGAUGAUUCCCUUAUUGACCUCAUAUAAAGCAAUUCAGACAACACUGCAAACUGACGAAGUGAAAAAUGUUCCCUGUGGCACAAGUGGUGGUGUUAUGAUAUACUUUGAAAGAAUAGAAGUUGUGAACAAGUUGGAACCUGGUAGUGUUUUAGAUGUUGUUCGUAACUUCACUGCUGAUUAUGACAAGACUUUAAUUUUCAACAAAGUUCAUCAUGAGUUGAAUCAGUUCUGCAGUGCACACACCUUGCAUGAGGUGUAUAUUGAUCUCUUUGACCAAAUUGAUGAAAAUCUAAGGACAGCCUUGCAAAGUGAUCUCAAUGAAAUGGCACCUGGUCUAAAAGUUCAAGCUGUAAGAGUCACAAAGCCAAAGAUACCAGAAGCGAUCAGAAAAAACUAUGAAUUGAUGGAAGCAGAAAAGUCUAAACUAUUAAUCGCAGCCCAGCAUCAAAAGGUUGUGGAAAAGGAGGCUGAAACUGCACGCCGGAAAGCAUUAAUUGAGGCAGAGAAGGAAGCUCAAGUUGCUAAAAUACAAUAUGACCAGAAGAUUAUGGAGAAGGAAUCACUGCAAAAGAUUGAACUCAUUGAAGAUAGCAUUCAUAAAGCUAAACAACAAACAAAAGCAGAGGCAGACUAUUACAAUUUAAAGAAACAAGCUGAAGCUAACAAGCUUUUGUUGACUAGAGAAUAUUUGGAGCUGAAGAAAUAUGAAGCUCUCGCAUUGAAUAAUAAAAUUUACUUUGGUAGUGAUAUACCUAACAUGUUUUUGCAAGCAAGUGUUGGGGAUACUGCUAUACCUAAAAAUAUAGUUGAAUGA
Messenger RNA from Leptosia nina, 2397 nucleotides. NCBI's taxonomy places the organism in Eukaryota, Metazoa, Arthropoda, Insecta, Lepidoptera, Pieridae. The record is from the annotation of a GenBank genome assembly.